AUGUUAAUAGCAAUGCCUCCAAGUCCAACACUUAGCACCUUUGGUGCAGUAUCAAUGGCAAAGGAGAUUUAUCUCGACGGGCCUGCGAUACCCUUUACCGUAGGGCACGGUAGUGAGGGGCAUCGAUCAUUCCAUGUGCCCCUCAGCGUCCUCGCCGAGUACUCCCUCUUCUUUCACGACCUCCACCGCCAUUGCGACUACAUCGAGGCCGAAGCCUUGAAGUUCGAUCUCUUCGACAUCGAUCCCAGAACGUUCAAUCGCUUCACCAUCUGGCUGUAUUACCAGACAAUAUACGUUGAUGAAGGGGUAGCUCAGCCGUUGGACUAUUAUGAGCAGUUUGAGCAGCUGUGGACGCUGGCCGACAAAUAUCGGAUCCCGCAGCUGCAGAGACAAGCGGAGGAUUCCGCCAUUGUAUUGAUGAGAGCAUUGACUGAGCAAUAUAAUUUUGAUGUCUUGGGUUACUGGCACUAUAUUUACCAUAAUAGUUAUGUCGGUAGUCCACAGCGUCGUUUUAUCGCUGGGCAGUGCGCAUAUCUGAUCCUCAGUGGCCAGGAGAAGUUCAAUCCAGAAACAGUACACCCGGCUUUGAGAGGAGAUAUCGUAGCUUUUAUCCACAACCUGUAUCCUCAACUCUAUUAG
Mollisia scopiformis is the source of this 639-nucleotide messenger RNA. RefSeq lists its product as uncharacterized. Gene Ontology annotation, molecular function: protein binding. The record is from RefSeq and is a predicted model, not a curated record. Bases 1 to 639 code for a protein of 212 amino acids. Lineage: Eukaryota; Fungi; Ascomycota; Leotiomycetes; Helotiales; Mollisiaceae. The transcript has 2 exons.